Messenger RNA from Aedes albopictus (Asian tiger mosquito), 4247 nucleotides. It is a transcript of the gene dila, whose product is annotated as centrosomal protein of 131 kDa. Gene Ontology annotation, biological process: regulation of centrosome duplication; intraciliary transport involved in cilium assembly; cilium assembly. The transcript has 6 exons. Gene Ontology annotation, cellular component: centriolar satellite. The record is from RefSeq and is a predicted model, not a curated record. NCBI's taxonomy places the organism in Eukaryota, Metazoa, Arthropoda, Insecta, Diptera, Culicidae. The coding region runs from base 422 to 4207 and encodes 1261 amino acids.
AUAAAAUAAAAUAAAGCCUAAUGUUUGUUCAUAGGUUAAUAUUAUUGAAUGAUAAAUUUACAAGUAAAUUUAACAAUGCGAAGAGGUAGACUAAAGGAACAUCGGACAAAACAAAAUGAAUCACGUGGUCAAAAUAUCAACAGGCCAACCGCUAUUGCCAUCUCAACGACCUUGAGAGCCACGUGCUCUCUUCCCCUACUAUUUUGUUGUACCACGCGCGUCACCAUGGAGAUCUCGAUUCUCCCCGGACUACUGGUUACCAAUGGAACCUUAUUUGGUCCCCAUCAACAAAAUCGAUAUUUUCUUUUUAGUCCUAGUGUUUACAUCCAUUUCGCGCUCUUACAACUUCGGUUGGAUUAUAAGUGAAAACUGACCUAAACUUGCUGUAAAAUAUGUACAAAUACGAGACCGUACAUCACUUAUGAUGGAACUUAGUUUGUACGGAUCACAGGUGCGACUAUUGAGUCAUAUUUUUGAAGUUGAAAAGUCUCACUCCAGUCCCAAUCAAUUUCACCUUUCGGGGCUUCCAUUUGUUUGUGUACCGCAGAUUAACCUGGCAACGCGCGAGAGAACCACCCCAACCAACAGCUACCAACACUUGGCGGGAAUCGGAACGUCACCGUCAUCGUCGGUCGGAGGUCGACCCGGUUCGGCGUUCAACAGCAGUCGUCCCUUUCCGGCGCACAUCAGACGACCUCUGUCGGCCGAUAGUCAGAUCCGACGAAAGUCGUCAUACGGUGGCGCAGGUGGUAGCAACAGUUCGACUUCGGGAUAUUUGUCAAAACGUAGCACUUCUUCGUCCAGUUUGUUGAAGUCUUUGCUGGCGGAACCGAUUUCGCGGUACUGGGGUUCAAAGACGUUAGCAACGUCCGGGUGCUCCGGCAACGUGGUCGCCACACGAUCCACCAAGCACAUGUCCAAGGUGAAAAGCAAGAAAAGAAGCACGGUAGGUAAAAAAAAGCUAGUGGAGUGUAGUUCGGAAGAAGAGACCAGCAUGGAUGAGGACACUCAGGAGUCGAACAACGAGGCGGAGCUAGAGAACAUUUGGUCUAGGGAUGGAAUGAAGAUCCUUCCAGGGAUGGAUAAGAAGCCUCCGAUUCCUCGGGGAGUCAUGCGGAAGGCUCCGGUGACGAAAAAGAUAGGGAACCUGUCGAUGAUACAGAGUAGUGAACCAAAGACCGAUAAAAAGGUCGAUUUGCCGGGGAGGGUGUCGUUCAGCUCAAACGACCCCUACGAGAUAGACUACAGUGAUUACGAAGACAAUGAGUUUACGUUAGCGAAGCAGACUGUCUCCAAUGGAAUAGGCCAACGAAAUUCAGAGUCUGUAUACGACGAACGGAGAUAUCAGGAGCCGUUGUCGGAACAACCGAUCAAGCCAAAGUUUAAUUUGGUGAAAUUUGAAGAGGAACUGACCAGUUCUGGUUGUGAUACAAAAGAGGAUAAGUCUGAGAAGUUUGUCAAAUUUGGUUCAACGCCAGAGUCGCUCUGUGAUGAAGACGACUCGAACAAGAUCAUAGAGGAUUACAAAAAGGAGAUCGAAGAUAUCAACAGGCGAAGAGAGAUGGAACUCAAGAUGGCAUCAACAGAUAACUCAAAGUCCUAUGAUCCGAAACGGUACACAACUGUUGAGGUUACGGAAACAUAUGUGGAAGAAACGUACAGGAUAGCAGCAGCAAGUUGUACAAGUGCUACCGAAGAUACCGAUAAUGAAAUUGAGAGGCUUCGUAGUAGACCAGGAAGCGGUAAGAAGGAUGUGAUAAACGAGUACUAUGAAUGCAUCAACGAGAUUAUCAACCAUCAAGGAGAGAAGAAAUUCCAACAAAACACCAAAGAAGAUACUCUACGUCUAAAUUUGAAUAACGAAUCAAAGCCUGUUCCAGUGGAUAAGAAUUUCCAAGCGAUCAAACCUGCUCCAAAGCUAGAUAAGAACAAACUGGACAACAGCUCUAAUCAAAUCAUCAAGAACUAUUUCAAAGUGAAGGAGCAAAAUUUCAACGAUCUGAAAUCGGUGAAAUCCAAUCAAAAGAACAGUAACUUGCUCCCUAAAAAGCAUGGUAAAGCUCUGGAUAAACCCAAAUCUGCCGAUGCGCACAAAUCGAUCUUGAGAAAUGCUAAGAAAGACAAUGCCGCACCUAAGUUUUCCGCUCCCCUAUGUCGGCAGGAGAGCAACAUUUCGGAAUUCCAGAUGGAGAAGGUCGUCAGUUGGAUGUCGUGCAACGAAGACACCUUUCCGAAACCGUACGAAAGCGAUCCGGACGGCGGUGCUGGCGGAAUAUUAUUGGGACCACCGAUUGAAGCCAAAGCACGACCCAUAACUCCUACGACUGACUUGAACAAGACUGACGAUGAAUCGAACUUUCACUAUGACCAUGGGCGGCGGGAGAUGGCCGGCAGCGAACAGACCAACUACGAUGAAGAAUCGUUGGCGAGUGAACUACCCAAGCAGAAGUCGGAUUUUCAAGCCCUAAAGAGCGAGGUGGAAUACCGACUGAGCAACAUACUGGAUUCGCGUGACUCGCCGGACAGUGCAGGCGAGUACCGUCACGAAGAACAGGACAGGGAUAAAGUGAAGGAUCUGCUUUCCUAUCUCGAUCAGGUCGAGAUGAAAUGCGAGAAAGCCUUCAAGUCGGCCGUCCCGUCGGAGUCGGACAGGUCUGAGAUGGAAUUUGCUGCCGAACCGGACUACAUCGAAACCGUUCCGAAAAUGAACGACCUACUGGAGAUCCCCGUGCACCAACUGGCCAGACGGGUCAUCAAACUAUCUCUUCGUGCCAACGAACUGAGCAACGCGAUGCACCUUUCCAAGGAACACCUCUCGAACGUACGAUCGGACAAGAUGAAGGCGGUCCGAGCGGAAAAAGUCGCGUUCCAAAACAAGAUGAAAGAACAGAAGAAACACUACGAAGACAUCAUCGGUCGUCAUCAGGAAUUUAUCGAUCAGCUGAUCAAGGACAAGUCCGGCCUGUGCGAUAAGGUUACGCAGCUGACGAGAAGAAUCGAGUCGCAGAACCAAAGCUGGGAGCACCGACUGAAAACGGAGCUGGAGAAAGCGAAGGAUACGGCGUUGGCGGCGGAGAAAAUUCGAAGGGAGAAAUGGGUCAGGGAGAAUACCAAGAAGAUCAAGGAGCUUACUGUGAAAGGGUUGGAGUUGGAAAUUAAUAAAAUGACGGCAACUCAUCAGAAGGAAAUCGCAGAGCUGAAACGACAGCACAAGGAUGAAAUGAUGUGUGCCGUGUCGGAGCUCAAGCUACAGUAUGAGCAGAAGGAAGCCGACAUCAGGCAGAAUCUCCAAAAGGAACGGGACGCGUUGAUCGAAAGGGAGCGGCAAGCGUUGCUGGAACGAUUCGACAAGCAAGUCAGCGAGGAGCGAGCGAUUUUCGAACAGCAGCGGCAACAUCUGCUGAAUGAAUUUGAGAUCGAAAAGGAACGCAAUCUUAAGGAACUAAAGAAUCGAAAUCAGUAUUUCGAAACGCAGAUACACGAACAGAAGAGUGACAAUGCCAAGAAUUUGGAAUUCGCUCGCAAGGAAUACGUGCAGAUGCUGAAGGACCGUGAGAAUAAACAUAAGGAGGAACUGGCCAAACUGCAAAACCAGCUCGAGGCUGAUUUUGCCCUUUGGAAAAAGAAGCACGAGGAAACUGCCAAAAUGGCGAUGGAAGAGCGGGAGAAUACAGUCAGGCAGCAGUUGCGCGUUGAACGAGAUCAGCAAAUCGAUCGAAUCGUGGCCAAGGUGGACGCAGAAACGCAGAAGUAUCAGAAGGAUUUCGACGCCAAGAUGAACCGCCUGAAGGAGAAACACCAGGCGGAGAUGCGUGAACAAGAGGCAGCCGAAGCACUGCUCAAGCAAAAGUAUCAGGAUUCACGGGCUCAGCUGGCGGAAAGUGAGGCGACCGUUCAGAAUAUGAAAUCGUCGAUGAAGCAGGUGGAGUUGCAGCUAAGUCACUCGAAGAAGCUGUGCGAAGAGUUGUUGCGCGAGAAGGAAACCAUGAAAACCGAAGCGCGCAAGGAGGUUCAGAAGGAUUUGGCCAACAUGCAGAAGGAUCGUGAACGGGAGAUUGAGAGGAUAUAUUGCAGAGUUCAACAAGCAAUAGAUAAGAAGGAUGCCACUAUUGGGAACUUACAGAAGGAGAUAGCAUCCCUCAAAGAGAGAUGCCUGAAGCAAGAUGCUAUCAUUCGGCAGCAACGCAUAGACUAUUGUAUAAAGUAGAUCCGUACAAAAAGUACAAUAAAAUAAAAAAUCGUUUUCG